UCCGGCUGCAAUCCUCUCUCUAUAUCUCUUUCUCUCUCUGCGCGUUAACCUGCGCAGAGAUUUGUUUCUUGCCGUCAUAAGGCAUUGUUUGUGCCAGUUUUCCAUUGUUUAAUCAUCUAAGACAGACAAAGAUGGAUCUUCAGAGUUUGUCUGUCAUCCUUCAAGCUGCCCUCAGUCCCAAUCCCGAUGAGAGGAAAGCUGCUGAACUAAGCCUUAAUCAGUUCCAGUACACCCCCCAGCAUUUGCUGAGAAUGCUGCAGAUUGUUGUAGAUGGUAAUUGUGAUAUGGGAGUUCGGCAAGUUGCCAGCAUUCACUUUAAGAACUUCAUUGGAAAGAACUGGUCACCCCUUGACUCAGAUGAACAAUCAAAAAUCUUACCCAGUGAUAAAGACCUGGUUCGACAAAAUAUUCUUGGGUUUGUUACACAAGUGCCUCCCAUACUAAGAGUGCAAUUAGGUGAAUGCGUCAAGACGAUUAUCCAUGCAGAUUACCCGGAGCAAUGGCCAAAUCUUUUGCAAUGGGUGAAACACAAUUUGCAGGACCAGGCUCAGCAAAUAUAUGGAGCUCUAUUUGUUUUAAGGAUUCUUUCUAGGAAAUAUGAGUUCAAGUCAGAUGAGGAUAGGGUGCCUGUUUAUCAAAUUGUGGAGGAGACUUUUCCUCAUUUGCUCAACAUAUUCAACGGGCUUGUUGAAGUUCCCAACCCUUCUCUUGACUAUGCUGAAUUGAUCAAGCUGAUCUGCAAAGUAUUCUGGUCAUCCAUAUAUCUGGAGAUUCCAAAGCAAUUGUUUGAUCCAAACGUAUUUAACGCUUGGAUGGUUCUUUUCUUGAAUAUGUUGGAGAGGCCUGUCCCUGAAGAAGGCCAACCUGCUGACCCAGAUCUCAGAAAGUCUUGGGGAUGGUGGAAGGUAAAAAAGUGGACAGUGCAUAUUUUGAACCGGCUAUAUACCAGAUUUGGGGACUUAAAAGAUCAAAGCCCAGAAAAUAGAGCUUUUGUCCAAAUGUUCCAGAAAACCUACGCCGGAAAAAUCUUGGAAUGCCAUUUAAAUUUGUUGAAUGUGAUUCGAGUUGGUGGCUACCUGCCAGACAGAGUUAUUAAUCUCAUUUUGCAAUAUCUAAGCAACAGUCUCUCAAAGUUGAGUAUGUACAAUCAGCUGCAACCAAGGCUCGACAUUGUCCUGUUUGAGAUUGUUUUUCCACUUAUGUGUUUUAAUGACACUGAUCAAAAGCUUUGGGAUGAAGAUCCACAUGAAUAUGUCAGGAAGGGAUAUGAUAUAAUUGAAGAUCUGUACAGUCCUAGGACUGCUGCCAUGGAUUUUGUUAGUGAGUUGGUAAGAAAGCGUGGUAAAGAGAACCUUCAAAAAUUUGUUCUAUUCAUUGUGGAGAUCUUUAGGAGGUAUGAAGUGGCACCUGCGGAGCAUAAACCAUAUCGUCAAAAAGAUGGUGCUCUUCUUGCUAUAGGAACACUAUGUGAUAAACUGAAGCAAACAAAGCCUUACAAAUCUGAAUUGGAGCGCAUGUUAGUUCAACAUGUCUUUCCUGAAUUCAACAGUCCUGUUGGUCAUCUGAGAUCCAAGGCUGCAUGGGUUGCUGGUCAAUAUGCCCAUAUUAGAUUCUCGGACCCCAAAAAUUUCCAAUUCGCGUUGCACAAAGUUGUAGCAGGCAUGCGUGACCCAGAACUUCCGGUUCGUAUUGAUUCUGUAUUUGCUCUGCGGUCAUAUAUUGAUGCUUGCAAAGAUUUGGAUGAGAUUCGUCCCAUUCUUCCCCAAUUACUUAAUGAGUUCUUUAAGCUUAUGAAUGAAGUGGAGAAUGAGGAUCUUGUCUUUACACUUGAAACAAUUGUGGAUAAGUUUGGAGAGGAGAUGGCGCCAUAUGCCUUUGGAUUAUGCGAGAAUCUGGCUGCCGCAUUUCAGAAGUGUAUGAACUCUGCAGAAGAAGAAGAGGAAGCUGAUGACCCUGGUUCUUUAGCUGCAGUAGGUUGUUUACGUGCAAUAAGUACAAUACUUGAAUCAGUUAGCAGGCUUCCUGAUUUGUUUGUUAAAGUUGAGCCAAUUCUACUUCCUCUUAUGCAUAGAAUGCUGACAACUGAUGGACAAGAGGUAUUUGAAGAAGUUUUGGAAAUUGUGUCUUAUAUGACCUUCUUCUCACCUACAAUAUCCAUUAACAUGUGGAGUCUUUGGCCAUUGAUGAUGGAUGCAUUGGCUGAUUGGGCAGUUGAUUUCUUUCCAAAUAUAUUGGUUCCAUUGGAUAACUAUAUAUCCCGAGGCACAGCACACUUCUUGACCUGCAAGGAUCCAGACUAUCAGCAAAGCCUUUGGAAUAUGAUUUCACAUGUCAUGGCAGACAAGAAUUUAGAAGAUGGUGAUAUUGAGCCUGCUCCCAAACUCAUUCAAGUUUUAUUUCAGAACUGCAAAGGCCAGGUGGAUCAAUGGGUUGAGCCCUACCUUAAAAUUACUAUUGAACGGCUGCAAAGGUCGGAAAAACAACAUUUUAAAUGCCUACUAGUGCAAGUGGUUGCUGAUGCUCUGUACUACAAUGCAUCCCUGACUCUGAACAUACUACAAAACUUUGGCGUCACAACUGAUAUCUUCAACCUUUGGUUCCAGAUGUUACAGGAAACUAAAAAAAGUGGAGUUAUGACUAAUUUUAGAAGAGAAAAUGAUAAGAAGGUUUGCUGCUUGGGCUUGACAUCAUUGCUUAUGCUGCCUCCUGGUCAGUUGCCAGGGGAAGCUCUUGGCCGUGUUUUUAAGGCAACCCUUGAUCUUCUUGUUGCCUAUAAGGAACAAGUGGCAGAAGCUGCAAAGGAGGAAGAUGAUAUUGAGGAUGUUGAUUUGGAUGAUGUUAUGAAUGGAUUACAAACUGAUGACGAAGAAGAUGAAAGUGAAGGCUCUGAUCGAGAAAUGGGACUUGAUGGAGAGGAUGUUGAAGAAGAUGACGGCACGCUAAAAAAGUUAGCUGCAAAGGCAAAGGCUUUCCGUUCAGCUGAUGAAGAUGAUGACGACGACGAAGAUGACGAUGAAGAUGACUACAGUGACGACGAAGAAAUGCAAUCUCCUCUAGAUGAUGUGGAUCCCUUUAUUUUCUUCGUGGAGUCUGUUAAAGUUCUGCAAGUGACAGAUCCAAUGCAGUUUCAGAGCCUUAUGCAGGGGCUUGAUUUCCGAUAUCAGGCACUUGCUAAUGGCGUUGCUCAACAUGCCGAGCAGAGAAAGGUGGAAAUUGCAAAAGAACAGUUGGAGAAAGCAUCUGCAUCCUCCUGAAUUAAGUUUUGCUGAUAGUCAGUCAUUCAGCCAUCUGUUUACUCCCAGUUUUGUCAUGAGUUUAUUUAUACUGGUGUAUAGAGUGCCGUAGACUGGCCAUAGUCCCGAGAUCUUGGCCGAGUCUUUCUUGAUGGCAAAUUGCUGUCAUUUUUCGAACUUUCUAUUGUUUUUUACUCUGUUUUCAAAGAGGUGCAUAUCGUACUCUUAAGAUUUUCUUUUGCAUACAAGGGUGUAUGCCAUGGUUGGUGGUGGGUGGGUCUUUGAUCAUUUGAUGGCAUUUUUUUGGGAAAUUUUGUGCUUUUUUAUUAUUAUUUAUUUUGCAUACAUCUCAUGAGUGAUGUACAAUAUGGUAGAAAAUUCAUGUAGGCUAGGAAUUUUAUGGUUUUGUGAGGAAUUUUGUUUUGUGGAGUUUUGAAAUUGGCAGUACCCAUAUUUGUUUAUUUACUUUUUAUUGGUGAAUUGUGAUU
Molecule: messenger RNA, 3721 nt
Organism: Impatiens glandulifera
Lineage: Eukaryota; Viridiplantae; Streptophyta; Magnoliopsida; Ericales; Balsaminaceae
Product: importin beta-like SAD2
Exons: 22
Coding region: 132-3254 (1040 amino acids)
Biological process (GO): protein import into nucleus
Cellular component (GO): nuclear envelope; cytosol
Molecular function (GO): small GTPase binding
Source: RefSeq, a predicted model, not a curated record